Messenger RNA from Nannospalax galili (Upper Galilee mountains blind mole rat), 1119 nucleotides. RefSeq lists its product as uncharacterized. The transcript has 3 exons. Lineage: Eukaryota; Metazoa; Chordata; Mammalia; Rodentia; Spalacidae. The record is from RefSeq and is a predicted model, not a curated record. Bases 1 to 1086 code for a protein of 361 amino acids.
AUGGCCCCGGGUGAGAGGCGCACUUCCCGCGGGACCAGACCCGGCUCAGCCAACUUCACCCCGGAGCAGCGAGCAGGGAAAACUCUACCGCCAAUCCUUCACUGCUCAGAGAAAGAUUCGGGCCGGGGCACCCUCUUCCCCUCCCCCAAGUCCCCGAUCGGCGGGCUGCCACGGACCAGAGAUCUCGCCAACCCCGCACAGAUCAUUACGUCUUUAAGAGCUCGCACCACGCGAAAUCUAGCAGAGCCACGCGGACCCCAGCGGACAGUCAACCUCUUCCCUCCGGGAGACCCAGCCGGGGUCACCCCAGCUCCCCGCAAACCCAGAUCACACAGCCCCAGGGCGCGCCCGGAGAGCGGACCUCAGGAAGCUUUAGGAGGCCGGAGCCCAGCGCGCGGCCGCUUUAAGAGAGCGGAGCGCGCGCCCCCGCCCCCGGCGAUCCAGAGCUGCGCGUCCCCGCGCGCUCCUGCUGGCGCGCCCCCGCCGCCGCGCGCCCCCAGCUCGCCCGCUCGCCCGCUUGCCGGCUUUAAAGUCUCUGCCAGGAUCCAUGCUCACAUGUUACUUCCUGUAUGGAGGUAUGGCCAGUUUCCAGCCCCGCGCUCCCGGUUCCUCCCCAGCCUGCGCCGGAGCCACAACUUUCAGGAGCAUGGACUGAAGGCGCCCUCGCCCCAGCGCCCCUCUGAGAUCCUUUGUGUUUUCCCUCCGCUCCUCCGGCUGUUGCUGUUCUGGGGGUACUCUGCGCUACGCCCCGCCGCUUCCCUGCCUUUCCCCGCCCGCAGACAUGCCUCCUUUCUUGCCCGGGCCCUGGAAGGAGCUGCCUGCCUGAAGCCCGGAGCCGCCGCGCCGCGCUCAGCCCCGCCGUCGUCCGCCGGCUCCCCAGCUGCGCUGCGCUGCCGACUCAAGUUGGGGAUCGCCGGCUGCUCGCUGCCGCGGUCCGCGGUUCCUGCCUGCCCCGGGCCCCGGGUACUGCCGCCGUCCGCCUGGUCCUCACCCUGCGCGAUCGGCUGGAUCGAGUGUGAGCCGAAAGCAGCCCUUCUCCGAGAGGAUCGUCCCCAGCGUGGCUUUGCAUUCGCGGUUACUUUUUGAGGUUUUCCCGGGGGCGCUCGGCGGCUUCCCGGA